Molecule: messenger RNA, 1846 nt
Organism: Oryza brachyantha (malo sina)
Lineage: Eukaryota; Viridiplantae; Streptophyta; Magnoliopsida; Poales; Poaceae
Product: sugar transport protein MST1-like
Exons: 3
Coding region: 17-1567 (516 amino acids)
Biological process (GO): monosaccharide transmembrane transport
Cellular component (GO): membrane
Molecular function (GO): monosaccharide transmembrane transporter activity
Source: RefSeq, a predicted model, not a curated record
CUAGCUAGCUAUAGCUAUGGCCGGAGAGGGAGCGGUUGCCGACGGUGAAGCGGCCGCCACCGCCGCUGCCGGCGGCAGCGGCGGCGGGGUAACGCCUACGGUCGUGAUGAGCUGCCUCACGGCGGCCGCCGGCGGGCUCUUGCUUGGGUACGACAUCGGUAUCACAGGCGGGUUGACGCAGAUGGAAUCGUUCCUGGAGGCGUUCUUCCCGGAGGUCCAGCGGAAGAUGGCCAACGCGAAGCAGGACGCGUACUGCAUCUUCGACAGCCAGGUGCUCAACGCCUUCGUCUCCUCCUUCUACCUCGCCGGCAUGGUCGCCAGCCUGCUCGCCGGCCACCUCACGAAGACUCUGGGCAGGAGGAACUCCAUGCUCAUCGGCGGCGUGCUGUUCUUCGCCGGCACCCUCCUCAACCUGGCCGCCGUCAACGUCAGCAUGCUCAUCGUCGGCCGCAUCCUCCUCGGCGUCGCCGUCGGCUUCAGCAGCUUGGCUGCACCGGUGUACCUCGCGGAGAUAGCGCCGGCGCGGUGGCGCGGCGCGUUCACGACGUCCUUGGGCUUGUUCACCAACCUGGGCUUCUUCAUGGCCGACAUGAUCAACUACCGCACCACUGCCAUCGCGAGGUGGGGCUGGCGCCUCUCGCUCGGCGCCGGCAUCGUCCCGGCCGUCGUCGUCAUCGUGGGCGCGGCGUCCAUCCCGGACACGCCCAACAGCCUGGCGCUGCGCGGGAGGCUCGACGAGGCCCGCGAAUCGCUGCGGCGCAUCCGCGGGGCAGCCGCCGACGUCGACGCCGAGCUCAAGGACAUCGUCCGCGCCGCGGAGGAGGACAGGAGGUACGAGUCGGGCGCGCUGCGGCGGCUCCUCCGACGCGAGUAUCGGCCGCACCUGGUGAUGGCGGUGCUCAUCACGGUGUUCUUCGAGAUGACGGGCGCGGUCGUGGUCGGCAUCUUCACGCCGCUCCUCUUCUACACCGUCGGGUUCACGAGCCAGAAGGCCAUCCUGGGCUCCAUCAUCACCGACGUCGUUAGCAUCGCCUCCGUCGCCGUCGCGGCGCUGGUGGUCGACCGCCACGGCAGGCGCACCCUCUUCAUGGUGGGUGGCGUCGUCCUCAUCCUGUGCCAGGUGGCCAUGGCGUGGAUCUUUGGCGCGCAGCUGGGCGCCGACGGCGGGAGGGCGAUGCCGCGAGGGUACGCGGUGGCGGUGGUGUUCCUCGUGUGCAUGUACACGGUGGGGCUAAGCGUUUCGUGGGGCUCGCUCUCGUCGGUGGUCACCACCGAGAUCUUCCCGCUGGAGGUGAGGUCGGCGGCGCUGGGGCUGGGCGGCGCCAUCGCGUCGGCGCUCACGUUCAUGCAGUCACAGUCGUUCCUGGAGAUGCUGUGCAGAUUCAAGUACGGCGCGUUCGCCUACUACGCCGGGUGGGUGGUGGUGAUGACGGCGUUCGUGGCGGUGUUCCUGCCGGAGACGAAGGGGGUGCCCAUCGAGUCCAUGGGCGCGGUGUGGGCGCAGCACUGGUACUGGAGGCGCUUCGUCAAGCCGGCGCCGGGCAAGCAGCUCGAUGGGCCGGAAUGAUGCCUUUGGGCUAUAAAUAAAAUGAAGUCGAUGGUGGGCCUAAUAUAGGCCUAUUUGGCGUUAAUUAUGUCCUCGUAAAUGUCAGCCUGCUUAACUGGUUUUGUGACCGAGUUCUGUCAUACAGAAAUAAAAAAAAAUCAUCAGCAAUUUAGGAGCUAGUGAAACCAGAGUUUCGUUCACUUUUAAUUUUUCUUUUCCGUAAGAAAAGUUGCUUAGCUUCUCUUCUGCUGCAUACUGCUACCUCCGUUAUAUUAUAAGAUUUUUUAAAUCUACCUAUAU